Clonostachys solani is the source of this 1605-nucleotide messenger RNA. The record is from the annotation of a GenBank genome assembly. Lineage: Eukaryota; Fungi; Ascomycota; Sordariomycetes; Hypocreales; Bionectriaceae.
AUGGACAACCAUAAUUCCUACGUCGCCGAGCCGUCCAAGGCUGGCGUCCUGUUGGACGAUGACGCAGCCCGGUUGGCGGCCAUGGGCCACAAGGAAGAGAUGCCCCGCCAGUUCUCUCGUCUCGCAGCGUUGAGUUUUGCUUUUGGCAUCACCAACUCUUGGGUCGGGCAGUCUGCCACAUUCCCCUAUCCCCUUCUGUGCGGAGGCGGGCCUGGAGUCUUCUUUUCUCUCAUCCUAUCUGGCAUUGCUUGUUGGUUUAUCACUCUUGGUCUUGCCGAGUUGGCCUCGGCCUACCCUACUUCCGGUGGCCAGUAUCACUUUGCCUACUGCGUAGCCAGCAAGAGGAGCCGCGUCCCUAUUGCCUUCGUCACUGGCUGGGUUAGUCUGCUCGCAUGGUGUCUGCUGACUGCUGCCUCGACCAUCUAUGCCGCCCAAAUGAUUGCCGCCCUAGCCACCAUGUACAACCCUUCGUAUGAGUCAACCGCUUGGCAAACUUAUCUCAUUUACAUCCUCAUUAUUAUUGUGGUCACCGCCGUUCUGUGUUUUUUACCGCGGCAAGUCCCUCUCAUUGAAAAAAUUCUAUUCUUCGCUAGUUUACUCGCCUUCAUCGUCUUCUUUAUCUCUGUGCUGGCCAUGAGCAAAGAGAAGACCCCAGCCUCGCAGGUUUUCACCAAGUGGGAAAACCAGAGUGGAUGGCCUGAUGGCUUCUCCUUCAUCCUGGCUACUGGUACAGCCAUGUACUGUUACAUUGGUACAGAUGCUGUGAUUCAUUUGGCCGAGGAAAUCCCCCACCCUGGGAAGAAUAUCCCUCAAGUCAUGAAUAUGACAAUGGGAAUGGGAAUAUUCACGGCUCUCCUAUGGACUGUUGCCUUCCUUUUCAGUGUUCCCGAUUACGCUGCCAUUGGCGGCGCUGCCCUUCCCUUGAACGAAAUUUUGAGCCGAGCUCUCAGUCAUCCAAGCCUCGCAACCUUCUACAUUUGCUGGUUCUUGUUCAUCUAUGUCGGCUGCGCCUUCUCCAACUUGGCAACCGUUGGUCGACUGGCAUGGGCCUUUGCCCGUGACGGUGGAAUGCCUGCUUCAGAGUCCCUCGCCAAAAUCCACCCCGUCUUCCCAAUGCCCGUCAACGCCACUAUCGCCUGCUCCAUCUUUAUCAUUGCCUACGGUGCAAUCUAUUGCGGCUCUACGCAAGCAUUCAAUAGCUUCCUCAAUAGCUCUAUUCUGUUCAUCAACUUGUCUUACGCGAUACCCCAAGGCAUUGCGGUCUGGCGAGGUCGUGAUAAUGUUCUCCCCGAGAGGGAGAUGCGUCUCGGUCGCUUUGGUACCUUUUGCAAUGCGUUCUCUGUGGUCUGGGUUUCUGUCUAUAUAGUCCUCUUCUGCUUCCCUACCACGGCUAAUACCUCGGCCCAAACCAUGAACUACGUUUCUGCGGUCACCGCGGGGUGCUUUCUGAUUAUUGCCGUGGUCUGGUUUAGUGGGAAGAACAAGACAUUCAAGGGACCGAACAUGCCCGAAAGCUUGGUUGCCAAUAUAGAUAUAAUUGAUGGUGUGGAUACAAGGAUUGAGAGGACUAAGAGCGGAGUUAGUUCUGAAGGUAAGAAGGUGUAA